UCCAGCUGCUUGCGGUCCCAAACAACCGGGUGCGCCGCCAGCGCUCUCCGUCAAUUGGCCCUUGGCUUUUUCCGUUUCCGCCCAGCCCUCCACAGUCCACCAAUCAGCUUGUGCGUUUGGGUAAGGGGCCACCUCCGAGGCCGACGCUUCGGUUCCUCUGCCUCCUCCGGCUGCUGCCUCCGCUGCUGCCUCCUCCUUCCCCACCUCCUCCGUCAGGCGGGCGUCUGCGGGGGCCCGAGGGGCGGCGGCGGCAGCGGCGGCAGCGACAUGGAGCCGGAGGCCGGCGACCGAAGCAGUGCUGGCAGGCACAGGGCCGGGCCCCCGAGCACUCCGCCGCCCCGGGAGCAGGAGCGGAAGCUGGAGCAAGAGAAGCUCUCCGGGGUGGUGAAGAGCGUCCACCGGAGGCUUCGCAAGAAGUACCGGGAAGUGGGAGAUUUUGAUAAGAUCUGGCGAGAACAUUGUGAGGAUGAGGAAACACUUUGUGAAUAUGCUGUUGCAAUGAAAAAUUUGGCAGAUAACCAUUGGGCAAAAACUUGUGAGGGCGAAGGUCGUAUUGAAUGGUGUUGUAGUGUAUGCAGAGAAUAUUUCCAAAAUGGUGGAAAGAGAAAAGCACUUGAAAAGGAUGAAAAAAGAGCUGUACUCGCCACUAAGACCACUCCAGCCUUAAGUACACAUGAGUCUUCUAAACUUGAAGGUCAUUUAACCAACCUCAGCUUUACAAACCCUGAAUUUAUAACUGAGUUGCUACAGACCUCAGGAAAGAUCAGAUUACUUGAUGUUGGCAGCUGCUUUAACCCAUUUCUGAAGUUUGAAGAAUUUCUAACUGUUGGCAUAGAUAUUGUACCUGCUGUAGAGAGUGUAUAUAAAUGUGACUUCCUGAACUUGCAGCUUCAGCAGCCACUCCAGCUUGCACAGGAUGCUAUAGAUGCCUUUUUAAAGCAGCUGAAAAACCCUAUUGAUGCUCUUCCUGGAGAACUUUUCCAUGUGGUUGUUUUCUCUCUCCUUCUUUCUUAUUUUCCUUCACCUUACCAACGAUGGAUUUGCUGCAAGAAAGCCCAUGAACUGUUAGUGUUAAAUGGUUUAUUGCUUAUCAUCACACCUGAUUCCUCCCAUCAGAACCGUCAUGCUAUGAUGAUGAAAAGCUGGAAGAUUGCUAUAGAGUCCCUGGGCUUUAAACGUUUCAAGUAUUCAAAGUUUUCACAUAUGCAUUUGAUGGCAUUUAGAAAAAUCUCCCUAAAGACCACAAGUGACUUGGUUAGUAGGAACUACCCAGGGAUGUUAUAUAUUCCUCAAGAUUUCAACAGUAUAGAAGAGGAGGAAUAUUCUAACCCUUCCUGCUACGUUCGAUCAGAUAUAGAAGAUGAACAACUAGCAUAUGGUUUCACAGAGCUCCCUGAUGCUCCAUAUGACUCAGAUUCUGGAGAAAGUCAAGCCAGCUCUAUUCCUUUCUAUGAGCUAGAAGAUCCCAUAUUACUUUUAAGUUAAUAUCAAAGUAAAAGGCCCUUUCAGUCCAGACUCCUAAACUAAUUGCUUACACUAAUCAGAAAUACUAACAUGAACUCAGUACUUAAAACCUGGUUUGCAUAGAAAAAAUGCAAAGGUUUACAGAGUUUGCUAUUUUUUUCUACUUCUGGAUUUUAAAAUUUAUUCUUAUAUAGAAAGCUUAAAGUUUCAUGCAGAGUGACUCCUGUCAUAGCAGAAACCACUGUUACUUUAGCAUUUAGCACUAAGAUAUCAUAGAAAGGUACCUUUUUUUCUUUAGUGCUAUUGUGAAAAAUGAAGCAUAACUUGCUAUGUAUUUUCCCUUUUUUAAUCUUCUCAGUGUUGACUUUAAACCAUUGCAAUGAGAAAAGAUAUGUAGAGAGCUGUAGCUUGCACUUUGAUGACUCACAAGUUAAAUGUGACACAGAUAGAUUGGUUUAGUUGUUUUGUGAUGCACUUACUCUCUUUUCUAGCUAAAUUGUUAUCUGUUACAGAAAGCCAUUUUCUGUUCAGUUUUGUCUGAUGACCAGCAUUUCUUCAACUUUUUAGAAUUCAUCUUUUUUUUUUUUUCUCUCUCUUGCUCAUUUGGCAGCAGACACUUGGGGAAAGAUUUCUAAUCUUUCUAGUCCCCCAAGUAUUUCUAAUCCCCCAAGUAUUCUAAUUCCAUUAGUACAAGACAAUAAACACCAUUGCCAAAGUAGAAUGAUAUGUUCAUAUCUUUCAUAUUGAUUUAGGCCUUGGUGUUAAGUGUAUCUAACUGUGAUAAUUCACUCUUUUUUUAAUUUAGGUUUCAUUUCCAGAAUUUUCUAUUUAAGCAAGGGGCAAUACUCAAUCCUGACCUGAAACACCUUGGUGAAAGGGUUUGCACUUGUCAGAGUUUAUGUUCUGUCUAGACCAACCAUGUUAGGGUCCUCACCUUUCCAUUAAGGAGGUGGCUGCACUACUAGUCUGGAAUUACAUAGAAAAAUUUUAAAUUAACCCUCUGCUAGUGAGCUCAUAACAUGGUUUUGACCUUUCGGUAUUCUAAUUUCUAUCAGAAGUCUAGCAGAAAAUUUUCUUUGAAUACAUAAACCAUUAGUUGGCUGUGGGAAUUUUCCCUUUCCACAAUAAGUGACUUUCUGUGUUUCUGAAUCAGAAGCAAGUGAUUAAGGAGAAAAUUAUGUCCAAACAAGACAAGAUUAGUUUAAAUAGCUGAGAACAUUUAGUCCACAUUGUCUUGUCAGCCAGCAAUUGUCAUGUAAACUAUCAUUUUUAAGAGUGCCACUGUGUGGAUUUUUUUUCAAGUGGUUGAUACAUUAAAAUUACCUCAUACUGAGGUUUUUGCACUGAAAUAUCACAGUUUCAGAAUUCAUGGUUAAUGUUGUGUGUGUGUGUAUGUUUGUGUGUGUGUGUGUGUGUGUGUGUGUGUGUGUGUGUGUGUGUAUUUUUAAAGGAAACUUGCAUUUUCAAUAGUUGAUCCUAAAUUUCAUAAACUGCACUUCUUUGGUAAAACUGACGUUUUGUGCUUAUUGUGAGUUGCCGUAGUUAACUUUGAAUGUCAAACUUUAUUUAGAAAUACAAAAUUUACCAUUUAAGAUAUAAAUGAUUGCGUAUAUAUGCCCAAUAUUUCAAAUUAAAUUUCACAUUCUAAAUUAAUGAAAGUUACAGGAUUGUAAUUAACCUACAAAGGUCAGUUGACUAAAUGUAAUAUCGAUUACUCAAAUAUGUGAGAAAUAACAUGAAAUGUUUCAUUUACUUUCAAUAGCUUAAGAGUCAAUAAUUAGGAUUGACUUUUCUUUCCAAUUAAGCACUAUGAGUCACAUCUUGUAGCUCCCACAAAAGAAGGAAAAAAAAAAAAAAAACAGCGUUAAGGUAACACAAAACUGUGUUUUGGUAGUACCUCUUUUACCUUACUGCCCAUUUCCUUUGGUUUGGCUAAAUACUAUCUUAAGGGCAAAGAAAACAAUGCAUCUCAUUAAAGUGCUUUGAAAGUAAAUGACAACAUUGGUUUUGAGAGGCUGGUGUAAGUAUGACCUUGGAGUCAGCCUUUGUGUUACAGCUAAAAUGUUGGUGCUAUAAAUUCCUCUGAUUGUUUACAGAUGUUGAUUCUGCUUAUGCUCCAAAGUGUGCAUGAUGUAUUUUAAGUAGUACUUUAAAGAAAAGUCUGUUUAUAAAACCUACUCCCACUUAGUAUAAAUUUGUUUGGAUUUAUAAAUAUCAUUUGUUACUGUAAAUUCAGCUUCAAAUUAGGUUGGUACAGAAUUUAAACUAAUACAUUUUCCACCAAAGCCAAUUAACGUUUAAGUGUUAAAAUAUAAGCAGUCCUGCGGCUUGCUGCCAGAUUGUAUAUGUAAUGAGAGGAGACGUUAACAGAGCCUUCUAAUACUGUAUUGGUACUCCCAAGAAUGAUUUCAUUUGGAUCCAAGUUUUAAGGGGUCUCCUGUCUCACAACAGGAGUCUCCAAAAGAAUUUGGAGUUUCAAAAAUAAAUGAUCAUUUGGUUAGAUUCUUCAGGAUCAUGACUAGAUCAAAAGUGGUUUAUAUCAUAGUUGCCAAACAGUGGGAGGUGGCAUACCUGAAAAAUGUAUGUUUGUGUUUGUUGUAUUUUUUCACUUUUUGUGAACAAAGCACAUUUAUUAAAAAUUUUAAAUUUUCUAAUAUUCAUUGUGUACUGCUUGUAACCUGAAAAUUUUGUGGUCUUUGACCCAUCUUACUAAAUGAUUUUGGAAUUGGGAUGCAGUUUAGAAUCUGAAUCACAUCUGGAAUUUUCCAGCUGCAUUCAUCUACCCAAAUUUCUUAAUUCCAUAAAUUCAUUCACCAAGAUCCAGAAAGUUAAUUGACUACCAGAUUGAUAAGCAGCAUGACAAUACAUGACAAACAAGUAUUAACAAGCGUAAAUUCUAGUUCAUUUUAUGUCUACUUUCCUUGAAAAUUAAUGAUUAUAUGAGAGAGAAGUGUAUUAGGUAUUUUAGUGCAGCAAAUGGCUUUCUCAUGAGAUCAAACAGUUCUUUAUGGAACAAAUGUUUGAAAUCUACUACACAGUAUGCUGAGGAAACAUCAGGAUUGGGGUGGUCACAGUCCCCUGUUUCUGUGGAAUUUAUGAUCUAAUGGAGAAGAAAAGCAUUCUACAUGGGGUUAAUACCUCCAUCUAGGAAUGAUUGCCUACUGAUAAAUCUUUGACCCUGCUCAAGUCCCUUAAUUUGUUUACCAAAAAUGGAACAAAAUACAAGAAAGUUUUAAACACAACUGUAUAACAAAUUACAAACACAAUGCAGAUAAGAGGGCUAUAUUGUUCAUCUCUCUAGAAAAGUGCAAGCUACAAACCAAUUCUCUGAUGGUAAAAGGCAGGUAAAAAAAAGGGGGGGGGGAAUCAAGCUUUUACUUCAUUUCCCCACAUUUUUCUGAGCACAGUGCUGCAAUGGUAUUCCUCUUCAAGGGCCCACACACUAACAUUUGGUUCCUUUUAGGUGUUACAAAUUGUUAAAUGAUAGCAAAGGUGGAGACAAAAUUUUCUUAAUUACUAGUCCAAAACACAAUGUUUUUACAAAGAAUGUUCAUAUUAUGAAAAUUUGAUAUUUAACUUCAGUAACCUCCAUGAUGGUUCACAAUAAAAAUUUCAUAUCCACAAUCCACUACCAAUGAAAAUUUCCCCAAGAUUAUUAGCGGUGGCCUAUGUUACACAAUACUCCAUAAAAAAGCUACAAUAGCUAACAAUUUCAUUAAGGAACUCUAAAUAUUAUAGAAGGAAGGAAAUAUUGGGUUUUCUAAGUCCUAUUUUUCUUAUUGGAGGAAUUCAUAACUACAUAAUUGAGAAGACUUUAUCCUAAACUUUGAUUCGAAUGUUUUAUCAUCCUAAAUUUAACAAUGAGUUCAGUAGUUUUGUAUGCAUUUUUUCAACUAGAAAUCUAGUUACAUCUGGCACUGUUGAGUGGUAACUUUUGGUCAACAUCAGCAGUGUUCGACUUACUUUGUAUUUCCGUAACACUUGUUCAAUGAAUAGAAAGCUUUUCUGCUUUUUGCAAUAUAAAAUACUGGUUAUUAAUGUCACUGAUGUUUAUAGUAAUCAGAAACAUUGACAACUAUUUUGUCAUAGAUUUUAACUAUUUCUAAGAUUGGAUCCUUUGGUAGUACCAAGAUCAUACAUAUUUGUGUGUUUCCUAAAUUAAAGUAAAAUCCAAAGAAUUCGGUCAUAGAUACUGGCUGCAGAUUUGUUUCUUGAAUUUGUUAUAAAUAAUUAGAGGGCUAUAAAACAAAUUUGUUACUAUUACUAGAUUAGAAUGCCCAUGUAAACCAUAAAAAAUGGUACUGAGCCUUGCUCAAAAGACAAUGCCAAUAGUAUUUCCUAAACCCAGGCCUAUAUGCAGCUCUUUAGGGAGAAAAGCCAGGCGAAUAUACUUGCAUACUUUAAUU
Molecule: messenger RNA, 5870 nt
Organism: Panthera uncia (snow leopard)
Lineage: Eukaryota; Metazoa; Chordata; Mammalia; Carnivora; Felidae
Gene: BMT2
Product: base methyltransferase of 25S rRNA 2 homolog
Exons: 5
Coding region: 268-1485 (405 amino acids)
Biological process (GO): negative regulation of TORC1 signaling
Source: RefSeq, a predicted model, not a curated record